AGUUCGUGUGCGUUUAUUGUCCUCAUCGCUUCACCCCGUUCCCUUUAUGGUGUCCAAUUCGACGAACAUGCUUUGGUCGAUUGGUGCGUCUCCAGAAGUGAUUGUAGAUAGUGCUAACGCUUAUUUACUUUUUAUUUUAUUGAAUUUAUAUGUGAAAUGCAAUAAAAAUGCUUAAAUAAUCCAAUAGUUUCAAAAAACUGUGAUAAUGAAUAACUCUAUAAUAAUAAUAUUCUUCGGUGUUUGUUUUUUGGAUAUCGUUUUUAAUUUCUCUUUGAAUCUCGCGGGUCAUAGUCAAAACGGUGAUCCGGCUCCAGGUCGUUCGCCAGGACCUCCAAUUUUUGACAAUGCGGUUAAUGAAUUGAACAGUUUGAGUAACGAAUGUCGUUUAGAAGGUAUAGUGAAAGAACAGGGAGAACAUUUGGUUAACCUGACAUUGUCUCAUGAACUUUUUGAAACUAAUGUAUUGGUUCCUGAUAUCACUUAUCAAGUUAUUUUGAAAAAAUAUAUAACAAGUUCAAUAGACUUCAUAAUAAGUUCAUCAUUUGAUGGAGAUCCCUUCGGAGAGUUUUCAACGUAUCAAGAUUGCGGACCUCACAUAGUAAAAAGUAGGCUCACGUCCGAAAUUCUUCACUUGAACUGGACAUUUCAUCCUAAUAAAGAGAACAACAAAUCUAAUGUUACAUUUAUGUUGGAAUAUUCCCCCAACAGAGAUCCUUUCGUGACCAAACUGAUUUAUGUGAUUCCCAUCAGGCAAGAGUGUCAAUUGCAACUCACAAAAGACGAAGCUGAGCUAUCGAAUCACGAUCUUCCACGUAUGUCUACCGACUGUCAAGUAUGGUUUCCUUCGCAGAAUAGUCACGGAUAUGGUAUCAUUGUAGAGUUAACCCGACUCAACGUGCCUUGUACAAGAGGAUAUAUCCAUUUCUCAGGUCUGAACAAUAGUGAGCGAGCCCUUAACGACACGACAACGCAUCCGAGAAAUGAUAAACAAACUAUUCUCUGCGGAAAAUUAGAAGAACUGUCCGAAGUUGAUCGGCAUGUAUACUUUCCAGCUUCUUCAGUUUUAUCGUCAACUCAAUUUUCACACACAAGACCAACGAUGCAUUUGAAAGGGAAACCAAUUUUUUCUAUUUCAUACCGCUUAGUCGAUUACUGCUAUAAUGUUACUUUCUUUGCCCGAAAUGGUUCUUUCGAGCUUCAACCUAAAGAACAGCUGCAAUGUAGCUUCAAAAUACAUCUUCCUUAUGGAAACAGAGUUGCUUUGAACUUAUGGCCAGGAAACACUGCACAUACAGGUUUUUCUAAUACAGCUAUCAACUUCCAAGAUAUAAAGAAUGACCAAGAGAAGUGUGACGGGCUGCUCAUUCAGCUUCAGGAUGGUAACUCUUUCUGGACACAUUGCACUAAGCCAGGAGAUGAACAGAGACAAAUUGAAAUUGUUUCAAGGGAAAAUAAAGUGAUUUUGAAAGUAACAAUCCGAAGAUCUUCUGCUAACAGUGGUAACUUUGGACUUAAAAUGUCAUAUCGCGCCAAGCCCGUGGAAAGUGUAGUGGGGGUGUGUGAAUUUGGGUGGAUAGAACUGAGUCCUUUUUGUAUCGGUGGGAUGGGGGGACUAAAGUUACCGUGGGCGCAAGCGGAAAGCGAGUGUAAUCGAAAAGGUGGACAUCUCGUGAGUGUUACGAGUAAAAGGCAUCAACAACUAUUAGAUAAUUUGAUAAUUAACAGCCCUGACUACGAUGAUGGAAAUGCUUAUUGGAUCGGAGCAUCAGAUAAAACGAACGAAGGAGACUUCAAGUGGUCGGACGGAAGCCCUUUUUCCUAUACUAAUUGGUUUCCGGGAUGGGCACAACAUGAUCAUUAUAACAAACAACCAAACGAUGACGGGCUCAGCGAUCAGGAUUGCAUUGAAGUUCGCAGAAAUUAUCUACUUCCCGUUUCAACGGCUGGUCUGGCCAAUACGUUUAUGUGGAAUGACCGAGAUUGUUCCACGUCGAAUCAUUUUAUUUGCGAGCGUUUGUUGAAUAAUGAGCCUCUUAAGGAAAAUGUCGUGUUGCAUAAUUGUAACAAAACUGUCAUACUCUCUAGAGAUCAACCCAGAAUUUCGGUUUCAAGUCCUGGAUUCCCGAGGCAAUAUCCAGAUAAUGCUAAUUGUUUUACCAAAAUAAUUGCGUCAACAGGCUACAAGAUCAUUUUGGAUUUUGAAGAACUAGUGCUGGAAGAUGAGAAAUCAUGUAGCUACGAUUUUCUUCAAAUACUUGAAGCUGAAAAUGACACAUCAUCUCCAGAUAAUAGUUCGACUUCAAGCAAUCGUCUGUGUGGUGAUUGGAGCUCCAAACUAAAAUUGUUAAGAUACGUAAGCAAAUCCUCCAGUCUCAAAUUGAGGUUUAGUUCCGAUUAUUCACAUCAUUUCGGAGGAUUCAAAAUCCGUAUUUCAAUGGAGAAUGCUUUUCAGUGUGCAGAUGACCGUUUCUCUAUGUUCAACAAUUCCUGCUACCUCAUUGUCAGUUAUCCCGAAGUAACUUGGAAUACGUCGCAACAAAUAUGUCAAGGAAUGAAGGCGAAUUUAGCAUCGGUGUUAAGUUCUGAAGAGGAACGUUUUAUCAUUUCUAGUAUACGUAAAACACCUGAAUAUCGUACAAGUGCAAUAUAUUGGUUAGGUGCUACUUCUACCUCAUCGUCUGAUUUUGAAUGGAUUGAUGAUUCUCCUAUGACUUACACGUCGUGGCUUCCCGGUUUGGCGCCUACCGAUAACGACUUACUUAGACACGUGGAGGAAAUGACCUGUCUAAGCAUACAGUGGACGCCUUUACCCGGUCCAACGUUACAAAGCGGGCUCUACUGGAAAGUACAUCGAUGCGAAGCUUUAGGUGGCUAUAUAUGUAAAAAGCAGCAUCAAGUUUUGAACGCAGCAACAAAUUACAACCAGACAAUUAACGGAACGGAGGGAUCAAUUACAUCUCCAAACUACCCCAAUAACUACUACCAUAAUUUAGAUUUGUUUAUCAGGAUAUCGGGACCCGACAAAACACGGAUAGUUAUAAAAUUCAUUCAUAUUCAUAUAGAAAGCCAAUUGGAAUGUUUAUAUGAUUACAUCGAAUUGAAAUCUGUUUAUAAACAUAAUCAAAAUUCUUCAAAUGAUAUUUUUCGACUUUGUGGAAAUCACGAGAGAGAUAUGGAUCGAUUUAAUUUUGUUUCAGAGACAAACGAAGUAGAUAUUAAAUUUCAUACUGAUUAUUCCAUCUCUGACAGGGGAUUUUCUUUAAUUUGGUAUACGGUAGAUGUAUCAGCUUGCCCAUUGCAAACUUUAACUGCCACAGAAGGUACGUUAACAACUCCAAACUAUCCAGAUUUUCUUCUAGCACACUUAGAUUGCACAGUAACCAUUUUGGCUCCAACCGGUAAGAGAAUCUGGCUAGAAUUUUUCACUGGAGAAGGUGGAGUGCUGGAAAUUGUCAGCCAGUCGGAAGACUUCAAUGUGGAAAUCAUGUUGGGUCAACGUUUAUCCGUACAUCGUCUAUUUGAAACGAGUACUCUAUUAACAGAAGGUAGCUUUGUAUCAAAGAAAGAAAAAAUGAAAAUUAAACUACACACUGGUCACCAUCCUCUCGGAUCUGGCUUUCGAGCUUCUUAUAGAAUAAUUAGCGCAGUUAAAGAAGAGAAAACCAUUACAUUGGGAAAUUAUACAUCUGGAUUAGUGUUUCAUCUUAAUUACCCUGAUAGACCUCCAUCAAACACCGACUUCACACAAAAUUUCAUAGCUCCUUUGGGUAGUAUUAUUUUAUUGGAACUGUAUAACGUGAAACUAGUCGACGCAGAAUGCAUUGAUCGAACAAGCUUCUUAGAAAUUUUCGAUAAUUAUUCUGAUAUAAAUGGGACAACUUGGAGAUUGUGUUACGAUCCUCAAAUAGAUGGAUCUCCGAUACCAACUUCCCCAAUAUAUAUUUCAUCAUAUCUAAAUACCAUUCAUUUGAGACAAGUACAUGGACCCCACGGAAUUCCUCUAAACGGAACUCUGAAAGUACAAUUCGAUGCUAACUACAAGACUAAAUUAAUUAAUUACAAAGAUAGAGAGGUGGAAUCAUGUAAUCCAAAUCCUUGUGAGAAUGGAGGGAAAUGUAUUGCUAAGAAUUCUACAAAAUUUUGUCAGUGUACGGGAUAUUACACAGGUUUAUUUUGUGCCUUAACGAAAUGCGAGCUGGAUCCUUGUGCUUUCGGCACUUGUGAAUUGGCAGGAACUAGCUAUAAAUGUCACUGUAAACAGGGUUAUGUGGGAAUCAUAUGUGAGCAGAAACGUCGACCUUGCGAAGGAAAUCCUUGUGAGAGUCGAGGUAUCUGUAUAGAAAAAGGAGACAGCUUCCAGUGUCAGUGUCAUGCUUGGUGGGAAGGGAGGAGAUGUGAAAGAAGAAUGUUGCACAUUCCUUAUAAACCAUUAAGUGAAAGAAUGCUUCACGAACCAUUCUGGUUGGGCCUCAUGACAGUUUUUGUUGUUAUGGGAGUUAUAGGAAUGGUAUGGUGCGCAAAGAGACAUUUUCCGGAAAAAAUCGAAAAAUUGUUAGCCGAAGAGGAGAGCAGAAAUAGAAGUGCAGUAUCUUCAUUGCGAAGUUCAUCAGUGAGAGAACAAUUAGCAGCGGCAUCUGGAGGUAGUGCUGCAAACACCACGAAUCAGAAUUCAGGAUCAUCACGAUCGCUCUUCGGACGCCUGGGUAUUCGAAAGCCAUCAAUUCUCAGCCUCACCAGUCCACACGCCAGCAGUUAUGAGGCCGCCACAGCUCGAACUUUUAGUUUGGACGAUUUGUUAAAACCUCCCUUGAGACGUACACCAUCGCCAAAGAAAAAGAGAAAUAAUUCUACACCAACCAAGAAAAACAUAGCUGAUAAAAGGCAAAUUCUUCAGCAACUGGUUUCUCCAAAACCCUGUGCGAAAAAAGUUAGUUUAGGAGAACUAAUACAGUUAAGUGAAAUAAAGCCUGAUUCUGAGAGUAAUGUGGCGAAUGGCAAAGACAAAGAAACCAAAUUUGUGGCUAAUACUUUAGAAGCUGCUCUCAUAGAUCCAAAACUAGAGAAGAAAGUAACUUUCGCUAGGUUGCUCAACAAAGUGUCUGCAGAAAUGAGUUCAGGAAGCGAAGUCGAAUUAGGUAUUAUGCAGACCAAUCGAUUGGGAUGUAUGUUUGCGAGACCUUCAAGUACACCACCUUCUCCAAGUGUGGAUGCAAGAUCUCCGAACAGCACUUCUAGUAAUCAAGAUUUGCUGAUCAACAGGAGACACAACAGACUUCUGAAUGGACAGCAGAAACCAGCCAGUGCUGAUUCCAUCUUAGCAAUGUUUCGAAACUUCUCUUCGAGCUCUGCAGCUGCAAACUAUUCAUCGUCCUUGAAGAUAACACCUUCGACGACACCAACAGCUUCGAGUCCUCAAGAUGAUUUAGUUGGCGAUGACGAUUCAUCCACAUCUUCUAUUCACACACCUGUCUCAUUCUCUAGUGGAGUACUAGAGAGUCCAAUUAUGCAUCGUAAUACUUUACAAGGAACCAUUGAAGUACCAGUACUCGAUCCAUUGAGCGCACAUAAAUCAUCUAGUAGCGGAAGCAAUUUGUUGCAUCCACCAACCAUUUUAUUGGAAAUACCAAAUACAAUCAAUAAGUGCCUUUCGCCAAUUAGAGAAAUGCCUACUCCUUUGCCAUCACCAAUGCCUUCACCUGCUUUAACUCCAAUACCAACCAGACGCAGCAAUCCUACAUCUACUUUGGAAGACGCAGAAUUGAGUGAUGAUAGGAUCUCGGUUGAAAUACCAAAUUUUUCGAUGAGUACUGAUAUUGAUGAUGAUGAAAUUUUGUGUUCGGAUAUUCUAAUAGAUCCUCAAGCAGAAGAUGGUCUCAUCCUAGAAGAGGCUGCGGCUAUGCAACAGUCCGUCGGAUUUAAAUCGAAGAAUCGACCACCGCCAAUUGGUCAGACACAAGACAAAACUAAGCCAUCAAUAACGAUCACUGUUGAUCCACCUCCCCUCGUAAUUCCAACGUUAACGGUACAAAUGCCAUCACCAACUUUUCCAGGUUCCCCUCCCCCACAUAGAGCAUCAGUGUCAAACUCAACAUGUUUCCAGUUUCCAUCGCCAAAACUGUGUAGAAAACUGCUGAAAGAUUUUGAUAAACCUACUUCAUUAGAUUUGCCUUGUGCUCCGCCGUUGAUAACUAUUACAUGUAACAUGAACGAAAUAGAAUCGGAUACAGAAUCGAUAUCACCAGCUACAAAAUCUUCCGGAGUAUUACAAGGUACUUCAGCAAGUAUGACUUACUUAAGUCCCUUUUCAAUUAAUCAUAGAGGAGAACAUACUGCGUCGGAAAGUAACUUGAGUAGCUCUGGAUACAGCUCUAUGGCAAGCCCAGGUCCAUCCAGAUGUAGCUCCAACAAUCCUUUAUGCCCCACAGAAAUGGACGAUCAAGGAUCUGGUGGGUUUAAUCGGAGGCCAUCACUAACGCCUACAAUAAAAUUGAAUCCCAGUAAUCAGCAAAGUACUUCUCAGGACCGCGGCCGGAGAUCAGAUUCUGAAACUUUAUCUGACGAAGCUCAAGUGGAAUCUAAUGAUGAAGGGAUUGGCACAGAUCACCUUGAUGAAAAAAUAGAUGAAGGGGAGCUGAAAAGUGCUAGAGAGCUCGAAGUUUUUAUGGUUAAUGAUAAUGAAACUUGCAAAACUCUACUUAAUUUACCUACAUUCCCUAUACAAAAAACCGCUAAAUGUUUGAGUUCGGAAGAUACCGUAGACAGAUUACUACCACCUUUAACGGCUAGCAAGAACUCUCUACAACUUCCGUCAAUAAUUGUACAAUGUGAGUCACCCGGAUGUGACAAACACCUUAGUCCGAUGAGUUCCAGAAGUGAAAGUCCUUUAAGUGAUCGUACAACGGGUUUAGGAAGAUUCUCACCUCAGUUCUAUGGCAGACACAAGGAUAUAUUACCUUUUACAGAUUCAGAUGGAUUAUACGACUUUCCCAGCUCAGAUAAAGUUAACGUAAUAUCAUGUACCCAUCACAGAAAACCGGGAAGAAAAAGAGAGAAAAAAAUAUCGCGUAAUUGUAAGUCACCUAGUCCAACAAAACAUACGCAACCAACUUUUUCUAGUCAAAUAGAUAUACCUAACAAAGAUAUGUACAAAGUUCCCCAGCUAAGAAAACUAAGUCCAAAACGUAGAAUCAAUCGUUCUCAAGUAGUAAGCUCAUCUUCAAGCUCUGAUAGUUUAACAUCUUCUACAAAAGAGGUGAGAUUGUCCACUUCCAGUCCCAGCCCAGAUACGAUUCGGUGGGCUUCACCUGUUUCUUGGAUGGGAGAUAAACGAGAGAAGAUAACUCAGAGUAUAUCUGAAGGAGAGUCAUUUCCAUUAACCAGGUCACAAGAUUUUCCCAAAACUUGCGGCAGUCAUCAAAAAGUUAGUAGACUGCGAGCAAUAAGUCAUCAAAUCAGAUUCUUGAGGCGACUAGAGCAAAGCCUGAAAAAACGGGAAAGAACAGUGUGUCCUUCAGACAGCUUCGACAGCGACGAUGAAUCUCCUAGAGCAACUUCCCCACUCCUUCAACCAUCACGAAGCACAAAAAUGAGAAAAAGCUGUAGUAUUGGGAAACUACAGGGAACCAAUAAAGAAAAAAUAAAAGGCAGAUACGCACGCGAAGAUAUAUUUCUUCCACAAAAACAGUCUUCGUUGAAGGUUGUUACGACAGGAAAUGGAUAUUCCGAAUAGUCCUAAACGAAACAUGGAAAUUCAGCGUGAUUAUCAAUUAAAAGAGAGUUCUACGUAAAAUAUAUUGAAAAAGAUGAACAAUCAAUAUAUUGAUUAGUUUUUUUUUUAUUUUAGUCUUAUUUAUAAUGAUUAAUAUCAAAUCAUGUCGAAUUUCCAUGCAUCUGUUUAGUUACGGGUUUGAAAAAAGAAAACUUUCCAAAUAUAACAAAGCUGCACUUUCACUUAUUAUAAACACUUUUCCAAUUGUAACAUAAUGCUGACUGCACUUACUCUACUUCAUCCACUAAUUUAAAUUAAUAAAGUUUAUUUAAGAAAGAGAAGGAUAAUUACUGAAUAUUAUACAAAGUAUACGUAAUUGAUGUAAUUUGAAUUACGAAUUUGCCUUUUUAAAAUUUUCGCAGAAGCUGACCAUAUAUAAAAAUUGUUCACAUCUAGCCUUCAAUUGAAAUAUAACGUAAUAGACAUGUAUAGAGCUUUUUCUCUCGAAUAUAAUUCAUUUGAUUUGAGUUUCUCAGAGGUUUGUAUAUUUUGAGAACAUGUUGUUCAGUCUUUAGAAUUAUUGGAAUUAUUUGAUUGAUUCUUAGGUGAUAAUGAGAUAAUAUAUUUAAAUGAUUCGUAUUGUGUCGUAUUCAUAAUUAUAAAAGGAUCUUAUAUCAAAAAAACAAUUUUCACACUUACUCUCUGUGUCAGUUUGUUUGUUCCGAACAAAAGGCCAAUGUAUCAAGGAGUAUUUGAAGCUCCUUCUAUAUUAGGAAUUUUCAUUCAUUUUACGGGUAACUUGAAAAUAAAAUUGAAACCAAUGAAAUUGUUGAAAAUAUCUAAUUUAAAUAUAGACCAGUCGUUUUAGGCUAGGCUGCGGAAAACUUCCUCUUGAGCUCAAUUUUUGUUUACAACUUUAUUAUGGUAAAAAAUGUGGAAAACCGGUUAAAAAUAUAUUUAUUUUGAUGUUAAAAUAUCACGAAAAUCAGUUUUUCGCAGAUAUCUCGUGACCUAUUACUCCAAUUGUCAUCAUUAUGAAAAUUAUUAUUCAUAAGAUUAUCUAUAAAAAAAUGCCUUUAGCAUGUUUCAGUGAAAUUAACCGAUUUGGCAAUAGAGCGCUGAGAAAGCUAUAUUUUAAUUAUGCAUUCGUUUCCUCACAUUUUUUUACAUGGUUACCUAUGUAGACAUAAUCUAUAAUAUGAAAUUUUUCAUUUGAAUACUGAACAAUACUGAAAAUUGAAGUUUUUUUAAAACUAUACAAAAAACUUAACAUUUCGGCAUCUCUAUAGAUGCGUAAAUGUUGAAUUUUUGUCACUGCCAAAAUACGUCACAAAAUAAACAUGAAAUUUUACUUUUUGAAAGAUUUAUUUAUAAUAUAGUAAAUUAUCAAUUGAUUUCAAAGUAUUCAUCUUAAAACAAUUUCUUUUAUUGAAAUACUGAUUGAUAGCAGUUGAAGUUCAAGCAAUAACAACAUAAAUUUCCGAAGAUAUUUCUUGUUGCUGCUGAUCAGAAACGUUAGAUAUUUUUUGAGGAGUUAGAGUAAUCAGAUAUUUUAAUUUGUUUGGAAGAAGAUGCACAAUUCAAUAUUUUCUUUAGACAUCACUAUUUUGUUAUUCAAAUUAUCUUCAAUAUAUGCUCCAAAAGCAAAUUUCCAGCCACUGUGACAUUUUAAAGAUAUAAUUUUGCCCCCUGCAUUGGCCCGAAUAGUUACUGGUUACUAUUUCCUACUGUUCACUAUGACUAUUUAUUAUUUCUAUAAGUUUAAAAAGUAAACAAACAAAAAUAAAGAGACAACAAAAAGAUCUUCCUAGAAA
This is a messenger RNA of Diorhabda carinulata, 9522 nucleotides long. RefSeq lists its product as uncharacterized. Gene Ontology annotation, molecular function: calcium ion binding; serine-type endopeptidase activity. The transcript is spliced from 22 exons. NCBI's taxonomy places the organism in Eukaryota, Metazoa, Arthropoda, Insecta, Coleoptera, Chrysomelidae. The record is from RefSeq and is a predicted model, not a curated record. The coding region runs from base 206 to 7729 and encodes 2507 amino acids.